AUGAGUGCAGCUACCCAGCCCCGAAGCACACAGAGCAGCGCAAGCAAGCGAGCCGAGCAGGCUUUUGAGCGGCUCGUCAAGGAAGAAAAUCGCUUGUCGCAUCAGAAAGAAGCUGACCGCAGGCAGCGAGUGAUUGCCUUUGUCGCCAAGUGGCAAGACAACGCCAUGAUGAUAUCCUGGAAGAGCGAUAUCCGCCGGCUGCAAGAAGAAACCCGAGAAGAGAUCAUGUUGGCAAACAAGGAAAUGAUCGAUCUCCGCAGAGCUGAGCUGCGCGAGCUGCUGGAGCGCGAUCGUGAAGACUACCUCAAGGAGUUGGAUACACUCAAACUCUCCUUCCACCACGACCGCAUCUGAGCGGAGCAUGGAUCAAGUCGACCAGACGCACUGCAAAGCGAUAGCGAAUGGGGGCGGACCGGAUGGAGCGGAUCGCGAAUAUACAGU
This is a messenger RNA of Polychytrium aggregatum, 441 nucleotides long. RefSeq lists its product as uncharacterized. Bases 1 to 354 code for a protein of 117 amino acids. The record is from RefSeq and is a predicted model, not a curated record. The transcript is spliced from 5 exons. Lineage: Eukaryota; Fungi; Chytridiomycota; Chytridiomycetes; Polychytriales.